CUUUGUGGCUCGCUGUUCGUCCCGGACGCUAGCAGCCCUAGCAGCCUUGAUUGGAGUUGUGACCAACACCGCAGCGAGGCAUCCGUCAAGUUCUGUAUUUCUGAGGCGAGCUUCAGCAUGGCAGCGCCCGAGGACAAUCACGUCUGGGAGGAAGGAGACGACGAUGGUUGGGAGAGUUACUAUUCUUCCGAAGACGGUUCUUCCAGUUCUGGUGACGAGUCCGUGGUGGCUGGAUGCAGCGGUGACGGUGGCGCUGAGGAUGGGAUCCCUACGGACCUGACUCAGGACGGUCACGUGCUGCUGACGCUGCCGGGCCACGUACUCCUUCUAGUGUGCCGGCAACUGCGCGGCAAGGACCUGGUGCGUCUGGGGCUGGUGUGCCGCGGGCUGCGGGUCCUGGCGCGCUGCCCGCGCGUGUGGCGGCACGUGGACUGGGCGGAGGACGACGGGCAGGCCGUGAUCCGGGUGGCGCCCGCCCUGCGCUCCGUCUCGCCGUGCGGCACGGCCGACGCCCUGAGGCUGCUGCGCGCCGGCACCCCCCGCGUGCGCGUCUUCGAGCUGGACCACGAGGAGGACGGCUACACCUACGACGGCAACGAGAUCGACCAGCGGGAGGUGAUGCGAGUCCUGCAGCACUACAAGGGCAACUUGCAGGUGGUGCGGCUGGGCACACUGUGGGAUUUGAAGGUCCUGGACGCCAUCGACGCCCUGGGCGUCAAGGAGUUGUACGUGAACGGCAGCCUGGCCAAGACGUACCCGGGCAGCUCCAAGGUGGUGAAGAGGCUCUCGUUCUGGAGGGAGGCCAGCGGCGAGGUGGCAUGCCGCCUGGUGCGAGCCGCCAAGGCUACGCUCCAGUCGUUCCACAUCGACAGCUUCCGCCUGUACAAGAACCACGUGGCUUGCUCCCCUGAGGUGGCCACCGAGCUGCUGCGCUGCUCCGCCCUGCGCUCGGCCAGCAUGCCAACCUACAAGCCAUCCCUGCUGAGCGGCUUCCCCAACAUGAAGAAACUGUGCCUGUACGAGUUCGGGCUCGUGGACCACGCGGCCGUCAAGAGGGCCCUGCAGUCUGCGGCCGGUCGGCGCAACCGCCAGAAGCUGGAGCGCCUGACGCUGUGCCUGGGCCACCUGGGCCACCGCGGCCUCGUCCAGGAGGUGGCGGCGGGCUGCCCCGCCCUGCGCACACUGUGCCUGCGCUACCAGGCCAUGAGCGACGGCACCUACCAGCACGACUACCAGGUUGACGUGGCUCGAGACCUGCACGCCAUCCUGGCGCCGCUGACGGAGCUGGAGACCCUGAUCCUGGAGGCUGCCCGCGUCCCCUGCAGUGUGUUCCGAGGCCUGGAGCGGGGCGCCCUGCCCGAACUGAAGAGGCUGGAACUCAAGUAUUGCGGAGUGACCCCGAAGGGCAAAGAGGCGUUCGCUGCCCUGAAGGCCAACCGCCCCGACCUGGCCGUGGUCGGGGUGCCGCGCAAGGCUUGCCUGGACGGCGGUGACGGAGGCUUCGUCCUCGGCUUCCCCCUCGGCCCGCCGGAGACCCGCUGCAGGAAGGGGGUCUGCGCCGAGGCGUCGGACUGCGAGGACGCCGACGACGACCCCGCACCGUCCGGCGGCGAGGAAGAGGAAGACGAGGACGUGGAGGAGGAGGAGGAAGAUUUCGAGACCUUCAGGCAGCUCCGACCUGGCGAGACCGUCAUGCAACUCCUGGAACGCCUGGCCACCCGCUACGUGGACCCCAUGAUGGAUGACCUUCUGAAUGCGCCGGGACUCAGUGAUGACGAUGAAUGAUGCUGGCCUGGUCACUAGCAGGCAGUCGUGGUGGUGUUUUAGUGCGGUGUGUCGGAGUUCAGGACGACCGCGGAUCCCCAGUGUUUUGAGAUCUUUUCCAAGAUGUCCUUUGUAUCUGUCUGUUCUUCUUCUUUCGUAUUUUGUAACUUUUGAUUACUUUUUAGAAGUCUCUUUUUUAACUCUUCUGUUCUGAAUCAAACUGUAAAUCAUGCUAUUGUUUUGAACUUUAAGAACAAUCUUGACUGCUUUUCCAUCUUAUAUCGGGAGGUACUGUCUUAAGUUGGUGCGAACUAGAUUUGUUCCUUGCAAAGGCAUGGGUGUUUCUAGUGCCUCAACAAGCCGUACUGCCUUUGCUUUGUCAUUCACAAUAAAGAUUGGUCUACAGCUGA
Messenger RNA from Thrips palmi, 2174 nucleotides. RefSeq lists its product as uncharacterized. The record is from RefSeq and is a predicted model, not a curated record. Gene Ontology annotation, molecular function: protein binding. The transcript is spliced from 9 exons. NCBI's taxonomy places the organism in Eukaryota, Metazoa, Arthropoda, Insecta, Thysanoptera, Thripidae. Bases 118 to 1785 code for a protein of 555 amino acids.